AUGUCUUCGAAAAGUAAUAUUACCAAACGCGGCACCCCCCGGCGCCGCAAGAUUGCGCUAGCUUGUGAACCUUGUCGCGAUAAGAAGGUACGGUGCGACGGGGAGAAGCCGAUCUGUGGACCUUGUUCUCGACGAUCCUAUACGAUCGAGCAAUGUGUUUACAAAAUCGACAAUGCACGUUCUGCGAGCAAUGAUGCAUACCUCAAGGUUCUGCAUGAUCGAAUACGUGAGCUGGAGGAAACAUGCGCCCGCAAUGGGGUCUCUAUUCCCCGAGCGUCAUCCAAUGAGGUUGAAGAGGGACAAAGCAGAGGGCCAAGUACUUCUCAAGAGCCACAGUUAUCAUCCAAUGCACUAGAUACGGAGACCAGGACUUCUGUUGCGGCGGAAGGGCUUCUUGGACUGGGCUCGACUGCACCCUUGGCUGCCUUUCGACAGCCUUCUUUAGCGGCAAUUUUAUCACCACCAGCUCCGCAUCCACAGGCAGGUAGAUCCUCCAUGCACCCCAGUCAUGCCAAUAGAAGACAAUCUGAGCAUGUAUUUGGAACUCCACGUGAGAGUUCGAGUUCCGGCAAUGUGUAUCCAUCACCGUCGCUCAACUCACAUGGAAACGUCACGGCCAUGGGGGCAAUUUCCGCAGGCGACGAUGGUGAAUGCACCGAUUCUCCUCGAGAUCAAUAUUAUGGAAACUCAUCUGUAGCUUCCUUCAUGCGUCUGGCCGGUGACUCUAUUCCCAUCCGCUCAUAUUUGCAGGCCCUGAAGCGCAUGGAGGGUGAGACCCCGGGUACCUCAUACCGAGAUGCAGGACUGUGGCGUGAUAUCAACUUUCCGACCACUGGUCUUCAGUUCGAUGACUUUUCCCUACCCCCUCGACCCUUGGCAGACCAUCUCUUGGAAUGCUAUUGGGACCGAGUGUACUGUCUGUACCCCUUUUUCCAUCGUCCCAGCUUUGAACAGGCCUAUGAGAACCUUUGGGGGUCAAGUAAAUGGCCCAAGCCAGAGUUGCCUGAACUUAAUGUCGGCCUCGGAGGAACUUUUGACUCCGGAAACCAGUCGAUUGUGUUUCACUGCGCACUCAACGCGAUAUUCAGUCUCGGUUGUCAUUUCUCUGACAUCCCUGCCGCAGAGAGGGAGGCUGCCGCAUACUCAUUUUUCCUCCGGUCCAAACGAUUCGUUGGCCUUGACCUUUUAGAUAUCGGUACUAUAGGUGUUGUGCAAACACUUUUGAUAAUCUCGCUGCUGCUUCAAAGUACGCCAUAUCCAAAUCGCUGCUGGAAUGCGAUCGGUGUUGCGUGCCGGGUCGCACUAGGUCUGGGCUUGCACGAAACAACAACACAAUCUUCGAUUAGACCUCUUGAAAGGGAGAUUCGUCUUCGAACGUGGCAUGGCUGCGUUAUCAUGGAUAUGAUUGUGAGCAUGACCUUUGGUCGACCCAGUAUGACGUCCCACGUCUCGCCGGCACCUCUUCCUGUAAUGGCCCCUCAAUCUCAAUCAGAUGACCCAUGCGAUCUCAGCGGCCAAUCGUGUGAUCACCAACUUGGAUAUAUGACAUUCUACGUCUCCACGAUUGAGCUGUAUAAAAUUCUCGAGUCUAUUCUAUCGGACAUUUACAAUGCUUGGCAGAGCCACUCGAAUAUUCAUCGCCCCGCAUCACUUCGAGACUCGAAGCACAGCAGUCUGGAUGUUAUCAUGGAGCUUGAUGAUAAGCUAUCUUCAUGUGAAGCAAAUGUCCCGCCAGUCUUAAAUUGGACAAACAGAGCAACCUCCCGUGGAUCGACCACUCAGCAAGGAUCGCUCUUCGAGCGCCAGCGGAACGUGCUUCGUGCAAGGUACUAA
This is a messenger RNA of Penicillium brasilianum, 1833 nucleotides long. Lineage: Eukaryota; Fungi; Ascomycota; Eurotiomycetes; Eurotiales; Aspergillaceae. The record is from the annotation of a GenBank genome assembly.